CUGGAACGAAUCACCAGAUUCCUCCCUCCGCUGAACAAGCAGCACAUCCCAGCUUUAGCGCUUGGACUCUCUACUCUGGCACUAUUGACAUACGCACUCAAACCGCACUACGCUGCGUAGCCCUUGCCGCGUUCUCUCCCCGGUCUAUCUGCUCUUCCGAGGAGCACGGCGGUCGACCUUGCCCUGCAUAUCUAUCCGGAGAACUUCUACGAAGGUGGACAAUGGGUCAACUUGCCGUAUGGGAGGACGAGGGUGUGGAUCAUGGGGCCAGAGGAUGGGCAGAAGGUCGUCAUCGUCCACGGACUUCAAAUGCCUGCCGUCGGAAUGAAGGAAAUGGUCAAAGAGCUUGUCAGUGCUGGUUUUAGGGUGUUGAUAUAUGAUAUCUAUGGUCGUGGGCAUAGCCACUACGUCGACAUGGAAUACAACGCUGCGCUCUUUACCACGCAGCUAGCUCUGGUUCUUCAAGCGGUCGGAUGGACGAAACCCGCCCUUGUCGGUCAUUCGAUGGGGGGCGCAAUUGUUGCCGCGUUUGCUAGUCAUUAUCCGCAUGUGGCAGGUGACCACGUCGUGCUCAUUGCUUCUGCUGGAUUGCAAAAGCCCAGUGAAUUUACCCCGGUUACCAGACUCUUGACAUCGCGUCUUUUCUCUUCUAUUAUCUCCACUUCUGCCUUCCGUUUCGUGGCUAACCUAUUGAUCGGACCUCGUUCCUCUCCCAGUCUGCCACCCACACCAGAUGGACUUGCAACCCGUCUACAGAUGAGAAAACUGCAACUCAUCGCUUUGCCCGGGUAUGUCAAGGCGAUAAUGUCAACAUUGAUCUACGGACCCUUGUGCAAUCAGAAGGAGUCCUUUGUCCAGCUUUCCUCCCGGAAAACACUGAUCAUCUGCGGAACCGAAGACGACCUUUGUCCCUUCCGCCUCUCCCAGGAGAUCAACCGCUUGGCUGUGAACUCCAAGCUAAUUCCUAUCGAGAAGGGCGGCCACCUGAUCCCUCUCACUCACGCAGAACAGGUCGCAGGCGCUAUCACCUCGUUCCUCAAAGAAUGAGUGUUCCCUACCAACCAGGUAAUGCAGCUCCUUGAGCUUCGUGG
Messenger RNA from Dacryopinax primogenitus, 1091 nucleotides. RefSeq names its product alpha/beta-hydrolase. Bases 262 to 1047 code for a protein of 261 amino acids. NCBI's taxonomy places the organism in Eukaryota, Fungi, Basidiomycota, Dacrymycetes, Dacrymycetales, Dacrymycetaceae. The record is from RefSeq and is a predicted model, not a curated record. The transcript has 8 exons.